AGCUGCUGCUGCGCGCGUGCUGGGUCGGUCAGUAACGCGCAGAGCAGAGCGAGGGUGUCGUUGAAUCACGCUUUCUUGCGAAGUAUGAAGUCUGAACGGCAAGCACUGGAUUUGCAUCUGGUAUUUUGGACCUAUGGAACAUCAUCCUAAACUCAUAUUCUUAUACUCCUGAGAGAAAUGGGGAACGGAAUUUCAGAGCAGCCCAGCUUUCUAUCCAGUCUUCCGUUCUGUAAUUCUCUUCACAUCGCUAUUCUGGGUCUGGACUUUGCAGGCAAAACGACGGUCCUGUACCGUCUGCAGUUCAAUGAGUUUGUCAACACUGUCCCCACCAAAGGUUUCAAUGCAGAGAAAGUCAGAGUACCUCUUGGGGACUCACAAACGGUGACGUUUCACUUUUGGGACGUUGGCGGGCAGGAGAAACUGCGCCCUCUUUGGAAGUCCUAUACACGUGGCACAGAUGGCAUCGUGUUUGUUGUGGACUCUUUGGAUGCGGAGAGAAUGGAAGAGGCAAAGACGGAGCUUUACAAAAUCGCCCGAUCCUCUGAAAAUCAAGGAGUGCCUGUGUUGAUUAUUGCUAACAAGCAGGACUUGAGACAGGCUCUGUCACUGUCACAGAUAGAGACCAUGCUGGCACUCAAAGAACUGGGACCCUCUACGCCGUGGCACCUGCAGUCCACCUGUGCCAUCAUUGGUGACGGUCUCAAAGAGGGACUCGAAAGACUUCAUGACAUGAUCCUAAAACGAAGAAAGAUGCUCAAACAGCAAAAAAAGAAAAAAUAGACCGUAUAUAAAAGGGGGGAAAAAGGACUAUACAAGUUGAUAGUUGUAAACUGUCAUUUUUACGUGCCCCGAGUUGGUUAGAACCAACAAGUUGUUUACUUUCUUGUUUACUACUCUAGUUGUUUACUUCUGGUCAUAGACUUAGAAAUAAUAUAAACCUAAUAUAAAGAUAUUUUAAUACACUGAAAAGUGAUUUGUGUUGAAGGUUUAUUUCAAAUUUUUAUUUGCAAUAAAAGGGCUUUCUGUGUUAAUUCUAAAAUUGUUAUAUGUAAUAUUUUAACACAUAUACAGUACAUCUGCCAAAUCUUGUCAUUUUAGGGUCAGGUAUUAAGGUGUUAAAAAGAAUAACUCGCCCAAGAAAAACCUGUGAAUGAAAACUUAUUUACAUAAUUUUAUGUUCAUGUUUCUCCCUGAAUAAUUACUUGAAUUUCAUUUAUUUUUGCACAAAACUAUAGGCAUGCACAAUAUCAGUUUCAUAUCAGUUAAAGGUCAAGAUUUUUGGGGGGUAUUAAAUUGUGCAUGCUCUUUAGUUUAUAUUUAGAUUAUAUUUGAAGUAAUCUCAUGCUUAAUUCAAGUUAAUUUUUAACAACACAAAAUAUGUAAUCACCAUUAAAUGUAAUCUUUAGCCAAUCAAUUGGAAUAUAAGUCUUUCAUGCUGUACAUUAUAAUGUUGUGGUGCUUAAAUUGAUUUUAGUUGUUUAAUUUUUAUUUAUUUUUUAUUAUUAAAACUUUCGAUAAAGAUUUUUAAUAUAGAUUUAGCGAUUAUUGUCCAUAACAUGAUAUCUAAAUAAUUAUUAGCUUAUUAGUAUGGCGCAGUAUUUUAAUACGAUAUAUUCCUAAUCAUAUUCCAAUUAGAAAAUGUACAAUGUAAAGCACAAGUUAUAUGGAUUGCUUUUCUGAUAACUUUAUGAUGCCUUUGUGACACUUUUGGAGGAUUAAUGAUUCAAUCCCUAUUCAUUGUAAUUUUUUAGUCUUUUGUGUUUUACAAAAGUAAGUCAUACAGGUUGGUGAGUAAAUGACCAAAAUGUUAGUUUUGGUUGAACUAUCCCUUUAACACAUUCCUUUAAAAUUGCUUGGAGCCUUGUACCACCACAUUCUUCUUUGGUUUAGUAAUACUAAGGUGAGAAUAAAAAGCAAAUGCCUCAUACAUUA
Carassius auratus (goldfish) is the source of this 1932-nucleotide messenger RNA. RefSeq names its product ADP-ribosylation factor-like protein 4A. Gene Ontology annotation, molecular function: GTP binding; GTPase activity. The transcript has 2 exons. The record is from RefSeq and is a predicted model, not a curated record. The coding region runs from base 178 to 780 and encodes 200 amino acids. NCBI's taxonomy places the organism in Eukaryota, Metazoa, Chordata, Actinopteri, Cypriniformes, Cyprinidae.